UUCUUAAAAACCGGUGGGAAAAGUUUUGUUUUAUAAAAAAAAAAAAAAGGGAAAAUAGAUUUGCCACCGGUUCUAACCAAACCAAUGGGAAAAGUAUGUUUCUCGCACCGGUUCUAACAAAACCGAUGGGAAAAGUGUUAUGAAAUAAAAAAAAACCGCUUAUAUUCUUCUUUCCUUCUCCUUCAAUUCCUUGAUCUUUCCUCCUCUCUCGUCUGCGCUACCUCUCUCUCCUCUCCCUCUCCUCCAUUAAAAUGAACCUCUCUGUACUCCUUCCUCCUCUGUACUCCUUCAUAUCUUUCUCGCCGUACUCCUUCCUCUCUCCCUCGUCCAGUUAAGCGUUUCUCGCUGUACUCUUUCCUCUCUCUCUCCUCCAUUUAAGCGUACUCCUCCCUUUCACCGCUCUAAUUUGUGGUCAAUUUUUCCGCUCGCCACAGCCCUCUCUUUCACUCACUCACUACUAAAGGGAUUUGCAUAAGGCGACUCAGAAUUUCACAACAUUGGUUGGCCAGGGUGCAUAUGGUCCUGUGUACAAAGCUCAGAUGUCAACUGGUGAAAUAGUUGCUGUGAAGGUGCUGGCAACUGAUUCAAAGCAAGGGGAGCGAGAAUUUGAAACAGAGGUUAAGCUGUUAGGAAGGUUGCAUCACAGGAACCUCUUGAAUUUGCUUGGAUAUUGUACAGAGAAGGGAAAAAACAUGCUUAUAUAUGCGUAUAUGAGCAAUGGCAGCCUAGCUUCCCAUUUAUACAGCAGUUCCUCCUGUGAUACAUCGUGACAUUAAAUCUUCCAACAUUUUGUUGGAUCAGUCAAUGAAAGCUAGGGUAUGUGCAUUGUUAUCACUUAAAUCUCCUGUGAUACUCUAGAGUUAGCUUAAAUCCUUCCCCUACAAUGGACAUCAAUGCUGCCAUCGGCAAUGAGGACACCAGCUUGGGUAGGGAAAUGGCAUUUGAUACUACAAAGACAAACACCAUUGCCACCAAUGUCACUGUGCUCUGCUCUGCAUCAGUUUUGCAUUCUUGCCACCUUGAAGUCCUGAGUUCUAUUAGUUUUUGUAUACUGUCAGACAACAUAUGUUAGUGUUUAUAUGUCCAAAAAUAUAUAUGUUAGUGUUUAUAUGUCCAUUUUUUUUUAGUUUUUUAAAGUGUAAUUUUACAAGUUAUUGAGGCAAAUAUAUGUGUUUUAUGUAUAUUAUGAU
Molecule: messenger RNA, 1190 nt
Organism: Chenopodium quinoa (quinoa)
Lineage: Eukaryota; Viridiplantae; Streptophyta; Magnoliopsida; Caryophyllales; Amaranthaceae
Product: calcium/calmodulin-regulated receptor-like kinase 1
Exons: 4
Coding region: 540-770 (76 amino acids)
Biological process (GO): protein phosphorylation
Molecular function (GO): ATP binding; protein kinase activity
Source: RefSeq, a predicted model, not a curated record